Messenger RNA from Prunus dulcis (almond), 965 nucleotides. RefSeq lists its product as uncharacterized. NCBI's taxonomy places the organism in Eukaryota, Viridiplantae, Streptophyta, Magnoliopsida, Rosales, Rosaceae. The transcript has 3 exons. The record is from RefSeq and is a predicted model, not a curated record. Bases 68 to 691 code for a protein of 207 amino acids.
CAUCGUUUGAUUCUAAGGUUUCCCAACGUUUAAUACAAGGGAAAGGCUUGGUGUGGGAAAUGCGAAGAUGACGCUGGUUCUUAACCUAAUCCCGCCAUCCCAAAUCCUACUUCACUCGUCGUCGUCUCGUCCACUGCCAACUACUAGUUCCCGUCAAAAUGAAACAACCCAAGAUUGGACUGCUCUGCUGUUCAAGCUCAAAUGCCGCGGCAGGUUCUCUUGCCUUUUCUCAGAUAAUCGCAAAGAGGAGCAAGCCAGGAAAGCAUUAGAAGGUGCACUUGGUGGGAAAAAAAGUGAAUUUGAGAAAUGGGACAAAGAAAUUAAGAGAAGAGAGGAGGUGGGUGGAGGCGGUAGUGCUGGUGGAGGGGGAUGGUUUGGGUGGCGUGGAUGGUUUGGAUGGUCGAAUGGUGACCAUUUAUGGCGAGAAGCACAACAAGCAAGUCUUGCUCUGUUGGGUAUUAUCCUGAUGUAUCUCAUAAUUGCAAAGGGAGAACUGAUGCUUGCUGUCAUCUUCAAUCCGUUAUUGUAUGCCUUGCGAGGGACAAGAAAUGUGUUCGCUUUCAUAACUUCUAAAAUCUUAAGGAAGACAGGACCAGAUGGUCAGGUUGUUUUUGAUACUAUCUCAAAGAAUGAAGCCUACAGUAGUGUCUCUGCUAAAGAAAGUGUUCUGAGAAAAUGGGGAAGUGCGUGAUAAUUUUGUUUCAGAUUUGAGAUCACUCGCAGCAUGCAUUGAGAAUUUGGCCACUAUUUUUGUAUCCUAUGUUUUUUGUAUCUGAAGUCCAGGAUGUGUUUGAAUUGCCUCAAUGCCCAACCUGUUAUCAACCUAGGAUUUUUGUAUGCUAGCCUUACAAUCCCUAGCAUUCUCAAUGGAACUUUUGACUGCACAUAAAUUGUUAUUUGAUUGAGGGAGUUUCAACCUCGUAUGUAGACGGUAUAAUGAAUCAGUCCAUUUUACUUUUCGAUGA